Molecule: messenger RNA, 798 nt
Organism: Talpa occidentalis (Iberian mole)
Lineage: Eukaryota; Metazoa; Chordata; Mammalia; Eulipotyphla; Talpidae
Gene: CFAP141
Product: cilia and flagella associated protein 141
Exons: 4
Coding region: 131-436 (101 amino acids)
Source: RefSeq, a predicted model, not a curated record
CAACUCCUAGACCUAUGGUCAUUGUUGGAAGCGUAAAUGUUGCUAUGACUACUAAAGCCUCAGUGACUGAACUAAACAGAAAGGAGAGCCUGCUCAAUCUCUGAGAGUCAUAUCAAGCAAGUCUGUAGACAUGUCUGUGGAAAAGAUGUCAAAAGAUGAAGAGGGAUUACAAAGGACCCUGGGACUUAAGAAGAUGAUUGACAGGUGGCAAAUUUUACAUACUCGGUGUCUGUGGCAGAUGAUGUUAAACCAGAGGAGAAACCUAUAUGCCAUCCUAAGGAUGCAGCAUACCAUGAAACAAGAGGUGGCACUGGCCAACAAACAACUCCUGCUGGUUCGUCAGGCUGCCCUGCACCAGCUGUUUGAAAAGGAGAAUCGGCAGUACCAGAAAGAAUUGCAUCAGAUGGGCAAAGCUUUUUAUGUGGAGAGACUCUGAUGGCCUCUGGAAUACUGUCCUUCCAUUCUCACCAUGCCUGCUAAACUAGUCUUCUUGAACCUCUACCACUUCGAACUUCCUUCCCCCAAAGACACCUAAACCUAGGUUUCUGCCCAGCACUAAAGAACAUGCUCCCACUUGCCGCUUUUUUAUAUCUGCUCCUGGUGCUUUUGGGAAACAAUCUAUGCAACAAUAGUAAAAGCAAGAGUGACGCCUUGUGGUCAGAAUGAGAUACACCGUGGAUGUAUUGGGGGAGCAGGGGGUGUGGUGGAGAGGUGAUUAAUGUGAGAGUAGAGAACCCUGGUUUGGUUUAACAAAUGAAUAAAACUAGCUCAUAAAAGUUCAAACUUAUACCACGGGCU